Messenger RNA from Aspergillus puulaauensis, 471 nucleotides. RefSeq lists its product as uncharacterized. The record is from RefSeq and is a predicted model, not a curated record. The transcript has 2 exons. The coding region runs from base 1 to 471 and encodes 156 amino acids. Lineage: Eukaryota; Fungi; Ascomycota; Eurotiomycetes; Eurotiales; Aspergillaceae.
AUGAAGUUUACUCUCACUACUCUCGUCCUCUUCCUCGCCGGCGCCUCAGCGGCGCCUGCUGCCACGACCACCCCAAACCCUUACCCCUACAGCAUCGACCAAAUCACCCUCUACCACCUCAUCGAAAGCAACACCUGGGACCUCACUAUUUCCCUAACAAAACGGGACCCCUACGGCGCCGCACUUGAGUCCACCUCCUGCCACAGCGCCUGGGUUGACGGUGCUACCUAUGUCGCUCGCGAAGUCUGCCAGGACCCGAACUACGCCUUCUGGCUGCCCAAUGCCGCGCCUGAUCCCGAACAGGGCUGGGAUGUCGUUGUUGAUGGACCGGCGGGGCAGGCUGAGGGCGCUAUUGAAUAUGGACCUAAGUACAGCUGCGGUCCGUAUAAUGGUGAUAUUGGGAACAUUUAUACCGAGUGUGCGACGAGGAACGGCGGGUGGUUCUUUCUUCAUGAGAGGGAAACUGUUUAA